This is a messenger RNA of Eruca vesicaria subsp. sativa (arugula), 2274 nucleotides long. NCBI's taxonomy places the organism in Eukaryota, Viridiplantae, Streptophyta, Magnoliopsida, Brassicales, Brassicaceae. The record is from the annotation of a GenBank genome assembly.
AUGGCGGAGGAUUUCGCUAGAGCGGUGGACGAUGGUCUUAAACUAGCCAAACGAAUUUACUUCGGACACGACCGAGCUGUCGCCGCGCCGAGGCUAACGGCGCCGAUGGAGAGAUCAUCCACAACGUCACAGGCUCACCUUCCUUCAUCACCGAUGGUUUACGCCGUUAUACCAGACCCGGGAAUCGUGGAUAACCCGGACUUACCUAGCUACCAGCCUCACGUGCACGGCAGGUGCGAUCCACCGGCUCUGAUCCCUCUCCAGAUGAACGGGGUUGAGCUCCACGUUGAUUGUUAUCUCGACACGGCUCUCGUUACCGUCACGGGCUCGUGGCGUGUUCACUGCGUUAUGGGAAGCAAGAGAUGUGAUUGCAGGAUCGCUAUUCCUAUAGGAGACCAGGGUUCGAUUCUUGGUGUUGAGGUUGAGAUUCCUAGAAAAUUUUACACAACACAACUGAUCACAGCUCAAGAUGGUAACGAGUUGGAGAAAACGGCACAGACUCAGAGUGGUGGUUUCUUGAAACCAAACAUAUUCAUUCUUACAGUUCCACAGGUUGAUGGAGGUACCAACCUCUCUAUCAAGAUGUCUUGGUCUCAGAAGCUAACAUAUAACGAUGGCCAAUUUUUUCUAGACAUUCCUUUCAACUUUCCUGAGUAUGUGACUCCUGCGGUUAAGAAAAUCUCCAAGAGAGAGAAGAUUUACUUGAGUGUAAACGCUGGUACUGGAACUGAAGUUCUAUGCAAAGGAUGCAGUCAUCCACUUAAGGAAAAAAUGAGGAACGCAGGGAAGUUAAGUUUUGCAUAUGAAGCAGAUGUUUUGAAGUGGUCUAACACAGAUUUUAGCUUCUCUUACACGGCCUCUUCAAGUAGUAUAGUUGGUGGACUUUUCCUUCAACCUGCGCCUGUUCAAGAUGUUGAUCAGAGAGAUAUUUUUUCUUUCUAUCUUUUCCCAGGGAAGCAGCAAAGAACUAAGGCAGUGAAGCGGGAGGUAGUGUUUGUUGUUGAUAUAAGUAAAAGCAUGGCUGGAAAAACUCUUGAGGAUGUUAAGAAUGCGAUAUCUACAGCUCUAUCUAAGCUUAAUCCUGAAGAUUCCUUCAAUAUUAUCACUUUCAGUGAUGAUACUUCUCUGUUUUCGACAUCAAUGGAGUUGGUUACUACAGAUGCUGUUGAAAGAGGUAUUGAGUGGAUGAACAAGAACUUUGUUAUUGCAGAUGGUACUAACAUGCUCCCUCCACUAGAGAAGGCAGUGGAAAUGCUUUCGAAUACUAGUGGCUCCAUUCCUAUGAUCUUCUUCUUAACAGAUGGGUCUGUUGAAGAUGAGAGAAAAAUUUGUGGUGUAAUGAAGAAACGUCUUCUAAAUGCUGGAUCAGUGUGUCCACGGAUACACACUUUUGGGCUAGGUGUGUUCUGUAAUCACUACUUCCUGCAAAUGCUUGCUAAUCUAUCCAGGGGACAGCAUGAAUCAGUUUAUAAUACAGAUCACAUUGAGGAACGGUUAGACAAGUUAUUUACAAGGGCUUUAUCCACUGUUCUUUUGAAUAUAACAAUCGAGCCCCUACAGAAUCUUGAUGAAGUUGAGGCGUACCCUUCAAAUAUUCCGGAUCUGACUUCCUCAAGUCCAUUGAUGAUAUAUGGGAGAUACAGAGGAAAGUUCCCUGAGAAUGUGAAAGCCAAUGGUCUGUUAGGAGAUUUGAGCAGCUUUUCUGUAGACUUAAUUGUACAAAAUGCAAAAGACAUGCCUCUUGAUAAAGUGUUUGCAAAAAAUGUGAUUGACUUGCUUACUGCUGAGGCAUGGUUCUCUGAAGACAACCAGUUAAUAGAGAAGAUUACUAAACUAAGUAUCCAAACCGGUGUACCAUCUGAGUAUACUCGAAUGAUCCAGUUGGAGAACACAGAAGAAGCAUCUAAACCCAUCAACACUGGUGGAAAGAAAAAGGCUGAAACCAACGGCGAGAAACAGAAGGUGGUAUCAAGAAAGAUCCCACUACAAAACUUUGGGAUAGGCUUUGGUGAUACAACAGCUACCAGAGAGAAUGUUCCACCAGGAUUUGGAGAGCAGAGAGCCCCUGAUGCUGCUGAGAAGUUCGUGAAGGCUGCCUCGAGCUGCUGUGUCUCCUUGUGCAACAAAUGUUGCUGCAUGUGUUGUGUCCAAUGCUGCACUAAGCUCAAUGAUCAAUGUGUCAUUGUCUUCACACAGCUCUUCACAGCCAUUGCUUGCAUUGCCUGCUUUGAGUGUUGCACACAUGUCUGUUGUGCCUGUGGUGGAGACGACUAG